Olea europaea var. sylvestris is the source of this 1653-nucleotide messenger RNA. RefSeq names its product monodehydroascorbate reductase. Gene Ontology annotation, cellular component: cytoplasm. The transcript is spliced from 10 exons. The record is from RefSeq and is a predicted model, not a curated record. NCBI's taxonomy places the organism in Eukaryota, Viridiplantae, Streptophyta, Magnoliopsida, Lamiales, Oleaceae. Bases 98 to 1402 code for a protein of 434 amino acids. Gene Ontology annotation, molecular function: flavin adenine dinucleotide binding; oxidoreductase activity, acting on NAD(P)H.
UCACAUUAUUACCUAACCAAUACUGGAAAAAAGGCUCUUAUUGCGGUCUGUAUUAUCUUUAUUCUUUACACAGGCGUCCGAUUGGUGAAUUGAUUCAAUGGCAGAGAAGUCGUUCAAGUAUGUGAUCGUUGGUGGUGGCGUCGCUGCCGGAUAUGCCGCCAGGGAAUUUGCCAAGCAGGGAGUUAAGCCAGGUGAACUGGCCGUCAUUUCCAAAGAGGCGGUGGCUCCUUAUGAACGUCCAGCACUUAGCAAGGCAUACUUGUUUCCCGAGGGAACUGCUAGACUUCCAGGUUUCCAUGUGUGCGUUGGAAGUGGAGGAGAGCGGCUCCUUCCUGAGUGGUACGCAGAGAAAGGGAUUUCUUUGAUACUUAGCACGGAAAUAGUCAAAGCAGAUCUUUCUUCAAAGACACUUGCCAGUGCAGCGGGCGAAACAUUUAAAUACCAGAUUCUGAUCAUAGCAACUGGUUCUACUGUUAUCAAAUUGUCUGAUUUUGGAGUACAAGGGGCUGAUGCCAAAAACAUCUUUUAUUUGAGAGAAAUUGAUGAUGCUGAUAAACUUGUAGAAGCAAUCAAGGCAAAGAAAAACGGAAAGGCUGUUGUGGUUGGUGGAGGAUACAUUGGUCUUGAGCUCAGUGCAGCCCUGAGAGUCAAUAACAUUGAUGCGACUAUGGUUUACCCUGAACCUUGGUGCAUGCCUAGGCUUUUCACAGCUGGCAUAGCUGCCUUCUAUGAAGGUUAUUAUGCAAAUAAGGGAGUCAAAAUCAUCAAAGGGACUGUAGCUGUUGGGUUUGGCACUAAUGAAAAUGGAGAAGUUACGGAUGUAAAACUUAAGGAUGGGAGGGUGCUGGAAGCAGACAUCGUGGUUGUUGGUGUAGGGGGAAAGCCUCUUGCAACCCUAUUUAAAGGUCAGGUUGAAGAGGAAAAAGGUGGAAUCAAGACUGAUGCUUUCUUCAAAACAAGCGUUCCUGAUGUAUAUGCUGUAGGCGAUGUUGCCACUUUCCCUUUGAAAUUGUAUGGUGAGCUGAGAAGAGUAGAACAUGUUGAUCAUGCUCGCAAAUCUGCAGAACAGGCUGUCAAGGCAAUCUUUGCAAGUGAACAAGGAAAGUCAGUUGAUGAAUAUGACUACCUUCCGUUCUUCUAUUCCCGUGCCUUCGAUCUGUCAUGGCAGUUCUAUGGCGACAAUGUAGGCGAGACUGUCCUCUUUGGGGACAGCAGCCCUACAUCUACAACCCACAAAUUCGGAUCAUACUGGAUCAAAGACGGGAAGGUUGUGGGUGCAUUUUUGGAAAGUGGUACUCCAGAAGAAAACAAGGCAAUUGCAAAAGUUGCUAGGGUUCAGCCCCUCGCACAGAACUUGGAUCAACUAGCUACAGAAGGUCUCAAUUUUGCCUCUAAAAUUUAAGUAUCUUUUUUGAAUAGUAAAAGGUCAGUCCACUGGAGGUCGAACAUUCUGGAAUUGGUUUUCAGUAUUUACCCUGAACUUAUGUCCGGGUAAAAUUAAUGAAUUUUUUGGUGGACUGUAGACUGUGUGUGUGUGUGUGAAUUUCAUGUUUUAUUUACCUUAACUGGGAGGAUGUCUGCAAACUAUCUUGUGCCAGGACAAGACCUGUUAUGUUUCUUGGGAAAUAAAGUUAUACUUUUAGAUGAUUUCUA